AUGACGGUUAUGGCUACCAAAUUUACUCCCGAGGUGCUUCUCUCUGCCCCUCGUCGUAGUUCCGCCGUACCUAACAGCACCGGCACCCUCGCUUUAUUUGCUGUCUCUCAAUACUCUUUCGAGACUCACUCCAAAGACUAUGCCAUCAAGGUUCUAGAUAUCAAAUCUCGUCAGUCGACUCAAUUAUUUGACAACUCGACUUUAACCGAGCCAACCUGGAUUUCCGAAACUGAAUUCAUUUUCAUAAAGAAUGAUGACAACAAAACGUCUCUCCUUGUAGCAGAUGCAACUCAGCCGGGCUCAGAGCCAUAUGAGGUUGCCAUCUUCAACACCUCGAUAUCCAAUAUCAAGGCGAAGGAUAUCGGUAAUGGUACCGUAGCAUUCGCCGCCACGGCUCCUACUACAUCGUCAGGAAAGCUAUUGAACUCGGAAGAUGAGAAGAAGCCCCUAUCAUCCGGCAAAGUUUAUACCAGUCUAUUUGUACGACACUGGGAUUCGUACGUCUCUAAACACAGACAGGGGCUCUUCUACGGCGCACUGAAGAAAGAGGGGAAAUACUGGAGCUUGCGGGAUCGAAACCUAAUAAAUGCUCUAGCAGGUACAAAACUUGAGUGCCCGGUUCCGCCUUUCGGAGAUGCCAGUGAUUAUGAUAUCGGGAAAGAGGGAAUAGUUUUCGUAUCCAAGGACCCGGAGCUGAACCCUGCGUUGUGGACCAAGACCGACCUCUACUACGUGCCGCUCAAGACUUUCACCGAGGCAAACCCCCCUCAACCCCAAAUCGUUAAGACAGGAGCGCUACAAGGCUACGCAGGUGUUCCGGUGUUCUCGCACGAUGGUACCAAGGUUGCGUUUAAGCGCAUGAGGAAUCGGCAGUACGAGUCUGACAAGUGGCGUCUAUUACUGAUCCCCGACAUCAAAGACCUAAGCAACGUGCAGGAGUUUUAUAAGACCGAAGAUGGCGAGGGCGGCUGGGACCUACGGCCGGAAGGCAUUGUGUGGAGCAACGACGACAAGGAACUAUACGUGACAGCCGAAAAGGAGGGCCGACAGAUCCUAUUCAAACUGCCUUCGAGCCCCUUAGAGGCCAAGGAGCUACCACAACCCCUGACCAAAGACGGUGCAGUUACUGACUUCCACAACUUAUCCCAGAGCGACGGAAGUCUCUUCCUCACAUCCAACUCGCUCAUCGACAACUCCUCCUACUCCAUCAUCGACCCCGAGUCCAAGGAGCUAGGCCUCAUCUCAUCGAGCUCCAAGGAAGGGAAAUCGUUCGGCCUGACGAAGAGCCAAGUCGACGAGUUCUGGUUCAAGGGCGCGGGCGAUUACCAAGUCCACGCCUUAGUCGUGAAGCCGUCCAACUUCGACCCUAGCAAGAAGUAUCCGUUAGCGUUCCUUAUCCACGGAGGACCGCAGGGCGCUUGGGGGCAGAGCUGGAGCACGAGGUGGAAUCCGGCUGUGUUCGCAGAGCAGGGCUACGUUGCGGUUAUGCCGAAUCCGACGGGCAGUACUGGGUACGGGCAGAAGUUCACUGAUGGGAUUGCGCAGGAUUGGGGUGGACGGCCGUAUAAUGAUCUGGUAAACUGCUUCGAGCACAUCUCAGAUAACAUCCCUUACAUCGACACGAACAACGCCGUGGCCCUAGGCGCCUCCUACGGCGGAUACAUGAUCAAUUGGAUCCAAGGCCACCCCCUAGGCCGAAAAUUCAAAGCCCUAGUAUGCCACGACGGCAUCUUCAGCACCAUGAGCAACUGGUCGACAGAAGAGCUCUUCUUCCCAUCCCACGACUUCGGCGGCACCCUCUGGGAGAACCGCGACGGCUACGCCCGCUGGGACCCCGCCGCCUCCGCCGCGAACUGGGCUACCCCCCAGCUCGUCAUACACUCGGAGCUCGAUUACCGGUUGCCGAUUUCGGAGGGGCUGGCUGCUUUUAAUACCCUUCAGACUCACAACAUCCCGAGUCGCAUUUUGAUAUUCCCUGAUGAGAACCACUGGGUGUUGAAGCCCGAGAACUCGCUUGUUUGGCAUAAGGAAGUACUGGGCUGGAUUAACAAGUGGACUGGCCUGGACACUACAGGACUGGCUGGUGACACGGAGGAUCUUAGUAUCUGA
Messenger RNA from Daldinia childiae, 2109 nucleotides. Its product is annotated as Dipeptidyl-peptidase 5. The transcript is spliced from 7 exons. Gene Ontology annotation, biological process: proteolysis. The coding region runs from base 1 to 2109 and encodes 702 amino acids. Gene Ontology annotation, molecular function: serine-type endopeptidase activity. NCBI's taxonomy places the organism in Eukaryota, Fungi, Ascomycota, Sordariomycetes, Xylariales, Hypoxylaceae. The record is from RefSeq and is a predicted model, not a curated record.